Messenger RNA from Coccinella septempunctata (seven-spotted ladybird), 1373 nucleotides. RefSeq names its product WD repeat domain phosphoinositide-interacting protein 4-like. The record is from RefSeq and is a predicted model, not a curated record. Bases 202 to 1227 code for a protein of 341 amino acids. The transcript is spliced from 2 exons. Gene Ontology annotation, biological process: protein lipidation; autophagy of mitochondrion; protein localization to phagophore assembly site. Gene Ontology annotation, molecular function: phosphatidylinositol-3,5-bisphosphate binding; protein binding; phosphatidylinositol-3-phosphate binding. Gene Ontology annotation, cellular component: extrinsic component of membrane; cytosol; phagophore assembly site membrane. NCBI's taxonomy places the organism in Eukaryota, Metazoa, Arthropoda, Insecta, Coleoptera, Coccinellidae.
AUGCGUCAACAUUCACAACCUAAACAAGCACGCACUCCAUUUCUUUCUUAUAAAAAACCCAUAGUUUUUGUCUAUGAAAAAACCUGUAAAUAUGUAUGUAUUAUAAAAUUUCAUUGUAUUCAAUAGACUGAACUGAUUCCCCUACAACAAGAAGCAUUUGUGAUACUCGUCUAAUAAUUUCAUUUUAGAUUUACAAUAACAAUGGAUAGAAAAAUAUUAAGUCUGCGAUUCAAUCAAGAUCAUGGCCUCUUUUCGUGCAGCAUGGAACAUGGCGUUAGGAUAUACAAUGUCGAACCUCUUUGUGAAAAAGAUAAUAUAGACAAGUCACAAAUUGGAAGCAUUUCAAUGUGUGAAAUGGCUUAUAGGGGUAACUUCUUGUGUAUGGUUGCUGGGGGACAUUACACUAAAUUUCCGGACAGUCAUCUCAUGGUAUACGACGCUAAAACACAUAAAUUCGUCUUGAGGAUAAAAUUUGCUUCGUCAAUCCGAGCUGUUCGUAUGAAACGUAAUAAAAUUGCAGUAUCGCUGUCCAAGCAACUGUUUGUAUAUUCAUUUCCUGAGAUGAAGACAUUAGUAACUAUGGACUUGAGGGACAACUCAAGAGGUCUCUUAGAAAUUACACCGUCAGCAAGGGGUGGUGAAAGAGAAAUUAUAGUAUUUCCUGGAUGUAGAAUUGGAGCUUUGCAAAUUGUCGACAUAACAAAUACUGAAUUAGCUCAGUCUUCAACUCCAGCGUCUAUAGAAUGUCAUACAAAUGAACUAUCUUGCAUAUGCCUGAAUCAAGAGGGAACAAAAGUUGCAACUACAUCUGAUCAGGGUACCAUAAUUAGAAUAUGGGACACUACUACCACUCAACAGCUCUUAGAAUUGAGAAGAGGAUGUGAAGCAGCCCAAAUCUACUCUUUAUGUUUCGAUCACGCUUCUGAAUUUCUCUGCUGCUCGAGUGAUAAAGGAACUGUACAUAUAUUUGCCAUAAAUGACGUAAAACUGAAUAAACAAAUGCUAUUUGGUACGUUUCUUGGCAAGUUUGGUGGUCCAUUGAAAUCUUUUGCAACAUUUCAACUUCCACCAGAAUGCCCCUGUGUUUGCGCAUUUGGUUCCAACAAUUCCGUUGUGGCUAUUGGAAUGGAUGGAAGUUUCAAUAAGUAUACAUUCACUAUAGAAGGGCAUUGUGCUCGUGUAGGUUAUGAUGUAUUUAUAGAUCUAGUCGGUGACUUUUUAGGCUGAUUUUAAGGAUAUCUGAUGUUUCCUCUUAUUUUUUUACAUAAAGGCCCUGGUGCUAAUUUUACGAUAUUUCUUUGAUUUUUAGGCAUAAGUAGAUCUGUACAGUUUCUCAAAUUUUCUAUUAUUAUAUAAUAAAAUUAUACAAUUUA